Messenger RNA from Xenopus tropicalis (tropical clawed frog), 3889 nucleotides. RefSeq names its product tubulin tyrosine ligase like 10 (gene ttll10). The record is from RefSeq and is a predicted model, not a curated record. Gene Ontology annotation, molecular function: ligase activity. Lineage: Eukaryota; Metazoa; Chordata; Amphibia; Anura; Pipidae. The coding region runs from base 496 to 2652 and encodes 718 amino acids. The transcript is spliced from 13 exons.
AAUAGGAAGGGGGAAGGGAUAAGGAAAAUAACGCUCCACCUUGUCAGGCUAGAGUUGUAAAAGUCUUGUGUCCUGGCAACCACAGACAGCCUCUGAAAGGAAAUGAGGGCCUGCAUUUACUGAAUUUCUCAAUAACAAGUACAGCCAGGUUAGUGUUUGACACAGACAAGAAGGAAAUAUCUGUCAUGUACAGGUAGUGCCUGCGCAGUGAAAAGUGAUUAUGAAGCCGGCUGUCCAGUUACUUCUAGUUAUGCUAUAAUACAAGAUAAAGCAGCAUAAUCAAUUGCCAGACAAAACUGAGGGAACUGGAGCUGAAGAAAAUCAAAGCCCUUUAUUAUUUAUGUGGAGACCCAAGUCCUGAGAUAUGGAAUGUGUAAUUCAGUAACCCAUUAUCCAGAAAACUCUGAAAUACAGCAAGUAUUAAGUUCCAGCACAAGUUAAAACAACCAACGUGAUGCAGUCUCUCAAACUACAAUAGAGUAAUUAAGUAGUAAAAUGAAGAUCAAAAAUGGCCUGAUGUCUGAGAGCCAAGAGGAAAUGGGGCAAGAGGAAAAUAGGAAAACUCCAGAAAAGAGUGGCACACCAAGAAAUGGCACGGGCAGAACGGAGUGCAACACUGCAGGAGAGUCACAGGAAACACCUCUAAGGGGAAGAGUAAGGCAAAAGACUGAUAUUAAUAAAGAAGGGAAAACAAGAGCAAAGUCUCCUAACAAAUCAAAAACUCAAAGGGAAAUUGUAAAGUCUGCAACUAAUAUGACAAAAACAUACAAAGAGAAGAGUUUGUCUGUUGACUCCAAGUCUAAAGCAACAUCUGUGGCAAAGCAGAUACAUCAGAAUCUAACAAGCAGUAGGGGUGCAGAACCACAAGAUUCAUCCACAACUUCCAAAGCUGGAUUUGUUUGUGAUCUUGAACUACUGGAUGAGUCUAAGCCAGAAGCAGCUGCAGCAAAACUAAAAAGUCCCCCUGGGGAGAAGAAGCAUGAAGAUCCGAGAGGGCAAGGCCCAUUCUUUUAUAUUGGGGGUGGCAAUGGGGCACAACUUGUUACCGCUUACUGUGUUUCCAAAGGCUGGCAACGCAUCUAUGACAGCAAAAGAGAGGAUUACAGGCUGAAAUGGUGUGAGCUCAAGAGCUCCAACACAUAUUAUGUGUUUAAGGCAGGUGAACAACUUGUAUAUCAGAUACCCAACAACAAGCUACUUACAAGUAAAAUUGGGCUCUUGAACAGCCUGCGAGAAUAUGAACGAGUCAUGCAGAGGCUUAACAGAUUUCCUUUCCAUAAUAGGGUGCUGAAAAUGUCAGAUUUUUUCCCUGAAACUUUCCGCUUGGAUUUAAAGGAAGAGAGGGAGACUUUCUUUUCCCUUUUUAAAGAAGAAGAGACCUGGAUAUGCAAACCCACGGGACUGAACCAAGGACGAGGCAUUUUCCUGUUGAAAAGCCAAGAACAAAUCAGCACGCUUAAAUCUCAGUUUCAGGACUUGAAUGAUGAGUCUACAGUUAAGAAACCCAGGUUUAGGUGCCCCCAAGCUCGAAUUACCCAAAGGUACAUACCUAACCCUUUGCUUUUGGAUGAGCGGAAAUUCGAUGUUCGCUCAUACAUGGUCAUUGCGUCCACCACACCCUAUUUUGUGUUCUUCAGCCAUGGGUAUGUGCGUCUUACUUGUAACAACUAUGACCCCAAAUCUGAUGAUCUCACUGGUCACCUGACCAACCAGUACAUGCAAAAGAAGAACCCUCUGUACAGUGAACUGAAGGAGGAAACUGUGUGGGGAAUGGAAAGAUUCAAUAAUUAUGUAAAUGAAAAGUUUGCUUCUGACAAGGGAUUACCCCAGGACUGGGUGUUGAACAACUUCACGAAAAGGAUGCAGCAAAUCAUGAUGCACUGUUUCCUGUCUGUAAAGUCAAAACUUGACUGUCGCCUUGGAUUCUUUGACCUGAUUGGCUGCGAUUUCUUGGUAGAUGAGGAUUUUAAGGUGUGGUUACUAGAGAUGAACUGCAACCCAGCUCUGCACACUAACUGUGAGGUGCUAAGGGAGGUAAUCCCAGGUGUGGUUAAUGAAACACUAGAUUUGACUCUUGAAAUUUUCACCAAAAGCCAGAAAAACCAACAUAUUAUGCCCUUGAAUGCCCAAAACAAAUUUAUUUUACUGUAUAAUGGAGAAAACAAUGAACAUGCAGUGAAAUAUUUAAGGUCCAGAACCACUAGUCCAUCUAAGAACCCAAGCCCGCUACAAACAGAAAGCUGCCGGGAGCAACCAGUAAAGAACACAGAGAAAACACCUAAGAAACCCAAGUUUUCUUCAGACCAUGGGAUUGUUAAUGUUAUAAAACCACUUAAGUCUAAGACUGCUCAGAGAGCAACAUUAGCAGUAUCUCCAGUUCAGAUGACUGGAAAGUUUAGCGACUUUAUACCCCAUGCCAAUAAACCCAAAUACAGACAUGAAUUAAGAGCCAGCAGAAUGGAAGCAAUGCAGAAAAGUUAUGUUAUAUCAGCAACACCUCAGCUCAAUAACAUUACUGCCAAACCCAAAACUGUAGCCAAGAUUGUCUUUUCUGGCCCUCAGCGACUCCGUAUUCUUGAAAGCAGAUCUUAUCAGAACUUAAAUAAGAGCACACAUUUUCCACAUGUAAUUUGUCAGUGGACACCAAUGUAAACUCUCAUGUGGCCAAGAGCUGUCUCAGCAUGCAGCCUGAUGAUCCCAAGGUACUCGUUCUCAAAAUGGAACACACAAGGGAGGAGUUGGACAUGGAGUCUCCUGGGUAAUAAAAGUAGGAUCAAUUGAACACUAAGAACAAGAAAAAGAACCUACUUAAUCACAUGGAACAUAAUCCAGAAGUGUUUGAAAUCUGUCCCCUGAGGCCUAAAUUCUCAUCCAAAAAAACUUUAAAACCCAAUGUAUUUUGGGCAUUCUUUUACUGGUUUAUUCUUGCUGAAUCUCAUUGUUGAAAAUAAUUUGGGGGUAUACAGUAACAUUGUUGUUUAACUAGCAAAAUAAUUUGUUGACAUCUAAGUCAUUAAAAUGGGAAAAUUAUUAGUAUGUGUAUCUAUAAAAUAUGAUAAAAAAGAUUAAGAGAUAGAUAGAGGGUAGAUAGAUAGGUAGAUAGCAGUGGCAUAAUUCCAUGUUUCUGGACCCCAGAGCAAAUUCAGUUUAGGGCCCCACUGGUAAAUUGACAUAUUUUAUCAAUAUAUAUUGAAAUUGCUCACAAAUUAGGGCUUCAGUGGGCCUUGUACUAUCCUGCCCCCUCCCCGUUCGACUGCAAGGUCUGAUUCCCCUGUGUUACACCCUGGUAGAUAGAUUUCUGAAACCAUUAGGCCAAUUUUUAUUUUUGUGGUAUAAAGGGCCAAUAUUCUUCUUUUCAAUCACUCAACUGAUGAUUUUAAAUUAUUUUAUUUAUAAUAAAAUAUUGAGUCCUCUGCUCACAAGUAGUGAAUUUGUUAUCCAGAGACCUGUUAGGUAGAACACCCCAAUCUAUCAAUGCAGUUGUACAGGGUAUUGAUUACAUUAUUAGUUCUUCAGACUUUCUUGGUUCACUGUUCCUACAUUAUUUACAGUACACCAUUUGCUCGCAUAAGUUUACCAUGUCACACCAUAUCAUUCCAUUUAAACCCAUCUUUGUACCUAGGGUUUCUGUAGCAAAUUCACAACUGUUACCAGUGCAGGGCAAUAGUACAUUAUAUUUCAAUUACUUUGAUACAUUUUUCUUUAAGACAAUAUGAUUAUUCAUGCCAUCGACAUGAAUUUAAUUUAGUUAUCUUCAUUUAAAAGCUACUGUUUUAUUAAGUUUUAAUGAGAAGUGUUUGCUUAAAAAUGGCUGUAUGAAAAAUAUCAUUCCAGUAUUUUAAGGGCUUUCUGCAUAAUGGGUUUUUGGAAUAAAAAAUUUUAACCCUGA